AUGGGCAGUGCAUCAACGAAAAUUAUAUCUUAUGAUGAAGCUUCCAAGCGAUUUCUUCCCUUAGAUUUAGAACGUAUUGAAACAACAUAUCGAGACUUAACAAGUGGAACUGGUGAAUUAAGCUAUACUAGUUUUAAACGAGAUGUUUUUGCACAUUUUUUACCAGAAAAAUUAGCUGGGCGUCUUUAUCAAGUUUGUACUAAUUCAUCAAAAUCAUGUAUGUCAUUAAAAGAUCUUGUAUGUUGUUUGGCAUUAAUUUAUUAUGGGACAUCAAAAGAACGCAUGCAACUUCUUUUUUUAUUAUUUGCUCACAAUGUAUCAAAUGGUAAUGGAACAUUACGUUGGCAAGAUGUUGAAGAUUUUCUUUCACAAUGUGGAGAUCAUCCACCAGAAGAACUUGAUACAAUAUUUCAAAAUCAUGAUGAAAUUGUAACGCAAGAAAAAUUUCUUUCAUGGUUAGAACAUCAUCAGGGUCAUACUACAACUAUAACAGAUUGGUUAAUGGAUGAUCAACGUUUACAUGAAUUAAUAUCAUCACCAAUAGAUAGAACACUUGAUCAAUAUUCUAUUCUAGCUGGUAUAACACAUUUAUCAGAAAUUGAAAUAAGAGAACUUGAAAAAAGUUAUCAAUCUUUAUGUACAUAUUCGAAUAUUAAUCGACAACAACAAAUAACAUUACAAACAUUUUCAAAUGUAUUAACACCUGUUCUUCCACCAAUGCUUAUUCCAGGUUUUUUCGAUGCUUUCGAUGAAAAUUGUGAUGGAUGUAUUGAUUUUAAAGAAUUUGUUUGUGGAGUAAGUGCAGCUUGUCGUGGACCACAAUACGAACGAUAUAAAUUUCUUUUUCGUGUAUUCGAUCGUGAUCAUGAUGGUUUUCUUGAUCGAGCUGAUAUUAUUCAUAUGUCAUCUUGUCUUAUUGAUGUUGCUCAAUUUGUAUAUGUUAUUAGUAUUCAUAUGACUGAUUCGCCAGAUAUCUAUGCGGAUAAUAUUCUACAAAAAAAUGAAAAUGAUAAAUCAACUGAAAUUAAAUAUUUUAAACAAGAAGAUUUUAUAAAUUGGUGUUCAACUGAUUCAUUAAUAAAAGAAUUAAUUGAACUUAUAUUUCAAAUUUGUCAUGUUGUACUUGGUUUAAGACCAUCAACAAGACAUGAUGAAAUCACAAUUGUUAAACAAUUUCUUCGACGUGAACAGUAUCCAUUUGUUGAAGCUCAAUCGGGUGUUUCAUCGAAAGUUUAUCAUUGGAUUAAUUGUAAUCGUUCAACAUCAAAACCAGGUUCAUCAUGGUAUCUUAUAUCAAUGGAAUGGUGGCUUCGAUGGGAAGCAUUGUUAAAUAAUAAUUCAGCUGAAUUAACACUAACACCAACAAUACAUAAAAAGAAUUCAUUUACAAAACUUAAUAAAUUAACAAAUGGAAUUGAGAAUAAACGAGAACCUGGUGAUAUAGAUAAUUCUAUGUUAAUUGACAAAAAUUCUUCAACUAAUAUUCGUGUAAUGAAUGAUGAUUGUGUUCAACUUAAACCUGGACUUCGUCAUCAUAUUCAUUUUGAAAUGGUACCAGAAUCAAUUUGGUUAUUUUUAAGAAAAUAUUAUCGUUGUAAUGGACAACCUAUAUGUCGAAAAGUAACAUAUAGAAAAAAAUUAAAUAAACCUGAACUUGAUCUCUAUCCAUUAUUGAUUAAAAUCUAUCGUAAUCAAAUUCUUUCACCACAACAAAUACAAGCUAUAGCAACUAAUACAACAACAAAUAAUAAUAAUCCACAUUCAACAUAUUCAGUUUAUCCAUUACUUAAUUUUGUAUCAGCCGGCAUGUUUGGUACAAGUGGCUCAGCGAAUAUAAUGCCACAUAAUACACAACGACAUUAUUUGACAUGUUCAUAUUUUGUUAGUCCAUAUCAAACAGUUCGAUCACUUGCAGAAGAACUUUCAGCAAAAUUUGGAAAAUCAUUAGAUGAAACAAGAAUAUGGAUCAGAUAUAAUGAAAGUGAUCUUCGUCAAAUUGAUUUUGAAUCAAUCGAUGAAGUUACAUGUCUUGAUGCUGGUUUUGAACAAAAUAUUGAAAUUCUAUUAGAAACACGUAAUAAUGAUUUAACAUGGCCUGAAGAAUUAUAUACAUUAGCAACACGUCCCAAAGUCAUACCAACUCAAUCAACAUCGACAAAUAAUAGUUCAUCGGGGAAUGUUGAAGAAGAAGGUCGUGGUUUAAUCGGUCUAUCUAAUUUAGGAAAUACAUGUUUUCUUAAUGCAGCUGUACAAUGUUUAAGUCAUUCAUAUCCAUUAACAUUUUAUUUUUUACAUAAAUAUCAUCUAUUCGAAAUAAAUAAAGAUAAUCCUAUUGGAAUGCAAGGUAAUAUAGCACUUCGUUAUGGACAACUUGUUGCUAAACUUUGGGGAAGUAUACGUGGACCAUUAGCACCAUUUGAAUUACGAGAUUCAGUUGCAAAAUUUGGUUCAUCACGUUUUACAGAUUUUCAACAACAUGAUUCACAAGAAUUUCUUUCAUUUUUAAUUGAUGGUUUACAUGAAGAUCUUAAUCGUGUUCAUAAUAAACCUUAUGUUGAACUUAAAGAUAGUGACGAUAGGCCAGAUGAAGAUGUUGCUUAUGAACAUUGGGCUAAUCAUCUAGCAAGAAAUACAUCAAUUAUUGUUGAUUUAUUUCAUGGUUUACUUCGUUCACAAGUGAAAUGUCGUGUUUGUGAUUUAAAAAGUGUUAGGUUUGAUCCAUUCAAUAUUCUAUCAUUGCCAUUACCAAUGGAUACAUCGAUUUAUAUUGAGAUUAAACAUUUUCUCUUUCAAGUUGUUCAUCUUGAUGGUUCACGACCAACUCGUUAUGGUAUUAGACUCGAUGGUGACUUAUCAAUCAGCCAACUAAAAACGCAAUUAUCAACUUUAUCAUCAUUAUCAAUUGAACAAAUUGGAUUUUUUGAAAUAACAGCAUCAUCCUAUCUUCGCCGAAAUCCUUUUAUGGAUAAUGAUCAAACAAAGAUUAAACAAUUAAAUUUUCGAGAAUUACUUGCUUAUGAAUUACCAUUAAAUAAAUCUUCUGAAACAUCAAAUGAAAAAACUUCUCCAACAAAUCGUUCAUCAUUGUACAUAAUAGCAAUACAUCGUCGUUUAGAACGUCAAGAACGUUAUUUAUCUCCAAUGACACGUCAUAAAAUUGUAUUCUUUGGUCAACCAAUACUUAUUCCAUAUAAUAAUGAUCCUAAUUCAGAGAAUAAAAUAACAAAUGAAGAUAUUUAUAAAUUAGUAUUUAAACAAUUAGAACGUUUAUUAAGAAAAAAUAAGGAUUUAACAAAUUUAUCUAAUCAUGCACUUGAUUGUGAUGAUUCACUUAAAGAACGUUAUCCAUUUGUAUUAAAACAUGUUAAUGAAGAAGGAAAAAAAUGUUCAAUAUGUUCAUGGAAUCGUUUUUGUCUUGGUUGUUCAUUUGAAUCAGAUAAUGAUGAAUUUAAAUAUACAGACGGAAAUAUAGCUAUUGAAUGGGAAUCAUCAGCUUAUUAUCUUCAAUAUUUAUCAAGUCGUGAAUUAGAUGUUGAAAUUCAUCCAAGUGUAAAAUUAGCUCGAUCAUGGAAUAAUGAUGGCACUACGGAUGAAUCAUCAUCCAUAGUUCGUUUAGAAGAUUGUCUUGAAUCAUUUAUAAAAUGGGAAAAUCUUGAUAAUAAGGAAAUGUUUAAUUGUAAAAGAUGUCAAAAAUUACAACCGGCAGAUAAAAAACUUGAUCUUUGGAAAUUACCACCAUGCCUAAUAUUCCAUAUAAAACGUUUUCAACUAGCCAAUAAUCGUUGGAUAAAAUCAUCUCGACCUGUUCGUUUUCCAAUAAAUUCAUUUCAUCCAUCUAAAUAUCUUGCUCAACGAUCUCCAAUGUCUUCAUCAUUACAAUUUCGUUCUGCUGACGACAAUCUAAGUACAUCAUCAUCAUCUUCUCUUUCAUCAAUAACUCCAGAAGCAAUUUCUUCAUCAUCGAUUGAUAAUAUGCUUAUUUUAUCUCCAUCUCGUUUGGUUAAUGGAAAUAAUCAUUAUAUAAAAUCGGCUAAUGAUCCAAAUAUUGGUCUACCACCACCAGAAAUAAUCAAUGAAUCAAUAAAAAAGAAGAAAAAAAAACAUUUUGGACGACGACGUAAACGAGUUGAAAUUGAGAAUGCUGAACAUACUUUAAAUCCACCAAGAUUUAGCCAAAUGGAUCGUACACUUAGCUUUGGUGAUAAUAGUUUUGAUGCUGAUAAUGCAGCUUAUAAUCUAUAUGCAUUUGUUUGUCACUAUGGAGUUAUCGGUGGUGGUCAUUAUGUCGCAUUUGUUAAAAAUCAUAUUAAUCAACAAUGGUAUUGCUUUAAUGAUAGUUCAUGCAAACCUGUUUCUGAGAGUAUACUUGAACAAUGUUCAUCAUCAGCUUAUUUAUUAUUUUAUGAGCGUGAAACUAUGGAUCAUCGUCGUUAUAUGCCUAAUCUUGAAGGUAAAAAACAAGUAGCAAAUGACUUUCCAUUAACAGGCGAUGAUCGAUGGUGUUCUAUAAUGUGA
Adineta steineri is the source of this 4515-nucleotide messenger RNA. Lineage: Eukaryota; Metazoa; Rotifera; Eurotatoria; Adinetida; Adinetidae. The record is from the annotation of a GenBank genome assembly.